Messenger RNA from Bursaphelenchus xylophilus (pine wood nematode), 608 nucleotides. NCBI's taxonomy places the organism in Eukaryota, Metazoa, Nematoda, Chromadorea, Rhabditida, Aphelenchoididae. The record is from the annotation of a GenBank genome assembly.
AUGCUUUCGAAAGUGAUCUAUGCCCUGUUUUUCGCCGUUCUUACGGUCCAUGUUGUUCGUGGACAACAGUUCGCUGACCAAUUCACGCAAGGCACAAUCCUAGACUCAUGGGGAGGAAAUUUGGGUCCGAACAACCCGAACUCCGUGCAAAGCCGGCUGUCUUACCAAAACCCAGGAUACUACGGAGGUAGGUUAAUAAUUUAAAAACGAAAAAAGGAGAUCUUGUCAAAUUCUACAACGAUUUUUGUCAAAAAGUCAAAAUUUCACCAUGUAUAAUAUAAAAAUUUAUGGGUUUCUUUAGCGAAAUUUAAAAUAUUUUCACAAGAAAGUCAUUUUUAACCCAUUCAAUGUCUUGUUUUCUCAUACCAAUCAAUUUCCGAGCCAAAUCAGCCCUUGCAACAGAAUGCCAAAAUUUCGCGGCAAAACCUUUUUUGAAAACUUCUUAGCCAAAAUUUCCCAUAGAACUCGUUAGAAAAUAGGUAUACAGUCCUAAAAUGCCUAUUCCAAAAUUUUUUAUUUAUUUUUUCUUCCAUUUUAACAUCUAUCUUACUCUUUUUUCAGCUCGUUACAACUACAACAACUACUACGGCAACGGAUUCUUCGGUUAG